AAUGACACACCUCAUCACUCCAACUCAACCAACAGAACUGCUGCUAUUUACUGGGACUGCUGAUGAGCUCAGAUUUGAUCACAGACAGUGCAUGAAGACUGGAUUGUGCCGCUGUCUUGGGACAAAUAGACAAGGACAACUUAACUCAAAACAGACACACACACCGCCAUGGAGAUUGAAAGCAUGGUGGCAAACAGUGCUCUUAUUAAAGCCCGGGAAGGUGGAAGGAGUAAAGGCAGAAGCUGGAAAUGGAGAGAGAUGCUUCGCUUCCCUCACAUCAGUCAGUGUGUGGACCUGGCCAUGAGCAUUGAACGAGACUAUCAAAGUCUAUGUGUGACGCAGCCUAUUGGCAAGAAACUUUUCCAGCUCUUCUGUCGGAAUCGUCCUGAUCUGCAGAACUACAUGUCCCUCCUGGAUGCUCUGGACAUCUUCGACACAAAGUCGGACGAUGAGCGAAGAGAGUUUGGCAUCAGCAUCAUUCAGAGAUUCCUCACGAGUCAGUCGAUUCAAUGUGUACCCACAGUGCUGAGCCAUGAACAGAGAAGCAUCCAGAGACUGGAGCUGGAUCCCUGUGGGGACAUCUUCCAUGACUGCAGGGAAGACCUACACAAACACCUGAGUGGAGAGGCCUUCACACUGUACCAGGAGAGCAUGUUCUUUGACCGUUUUCUUCAGUGGAAGAUGUUGGAGAGGGAGCCCAUCACCAAGAAUAAAUUCAGACAGUACAGACUACUGGGGAAAGGCGGGUUUGGAGAGGUGUGGGCUUGUCAGGUCCGGGCCACAGGAAUGAUGUACGCCUGCAAAAAGCUGGAGAAGACCCAUGUGAAGAAGCGGCGAGGGGAGGCCAUGGCUCUCAAUGAGAAAAAGAUACUGGAAGGAUUGGUCAGUCGAUUUGUGGUGAACCUGGCUUAUGCUUAUGAGACCAAGCACGCCCUCUGUAUGGUUCUGACCAUGAUGAGCGGUGGGGACUUGAAGUAUCACAUUUAUAACAUCGGAGUUCCCGGCCUGGAGAGAGACAGGGUAUGUUUCUACGCUGCAGAAGUCUGCUGUGGUUUGAUGCACCUUCAUCAGAAAUCAAUAUUAUACAGAGAUCUGAAACCAGAAAAUAUUCUGCUGGAUGACAACGGACACAUCCGCAUCUCUGACCUGGGCCUGGCUGUGAAGCUCUCCGAGGGGAGUCUGGUGCGAGGAAGGGUGGGCACGCUGGGCUACAUGGCUCCCGAGGUGAUCGGCCAUGAUCAUUAUGGGAUGAGUGCAGACUGGUGGGGCCUCGGCUGUCUGAUUUACGAAAUGACCUCAGGGCAGCCGCCGUUCAGAGCCCGAGGAGAGAAUCCAGGUUCCUCAGAGAUGGAGCGACGGAUUCAGACGCAGCAGGAGGAAUACAGCGUCAAGUUCAGCAGGGAGGCGAAAGAACUCUGCUCCUCGCUGCUGACUAAGGACCCAAGGCAGAGGUUGGGCUGCCAGGGGUCAAAGGGGAGAAAAGUCCAGUCACAUCCUUUUUUCCAGAAUAUCAACUUCCGGAUGCUGGAGGCGGGACUCGUCAAGCCUCCGUUUACACCUGAUCCCAGACAGGUGUACUGCAGUGAUGUGCAGGACAUUGAAGAGUUUUCUACAGUGAAAGGAGUCAGUCUGGACCGAACAGACGAUGACUUCUACGCCAAGUUCAAUACAGGCAGCAUUCCUAUAACCUGGCAAAAUGAGAUAAUAGAGACAGGAUGUUUUAAGGAGCUGAAUGUUUUUGGCGCAGUUGGAACCCGAAGCCAGGACCUGGACUGGAACCAGGCCCCUGACAGCCCCAAACGUAGCCUGCUACGCCGAAUCUUCCGCAGACACCAUAUUUCGGACUCCUCAGACGAAGGCAAACAGAGCUUGGUGCCAGAGGAAACCUACCUGAAGUCAGGACUUCUCAGCACCGCCCUCUGAGGGCAGUCACAGCAGAAACUACUGGCAAAGAUAUUGACAACAACCAGCUUUAAAUCCAAGCAUCGACCCCCCCCCCCCCCCCCCUUUUUUAGAGCUACAUUAGCUCUAGUUUAUAGCUGCACAAACUUGCACUCACUCAUUUCCAUCCAUUUGGAAAAACAUUGUCCAUCUAUUCCUUUUUGUUGAGUACUUGAAUUUGGACAAAAAUGGAAUAUGAAGCAAUGUCGUAACAUUGUAUCCAGUUUUUUCCCAGCCAUAUGAGCCAUAAAAUAUCUUUGUUGCGUCACUUCCCUGCCAGGGUUUCAUCCGACAAAAAAGAAAAACAUAUUCAACCAACAAGAGAUUUUUUCUCUGGGUCAAAAGUAAAGAGAUUUUUAAAGCAAAAGUAAAGUGUGACUAAUAUACUGGUUCCGCAUGUAAAUAUUUACAAAUGGUGAUUGUCUUGUAGGAUAGUCAACUUAAUACCUUCUAUUUUUGGUUUGUUGGAAGGACAACUCAUGACAUUCAGAGAGGCUAUCUUGGACUUGUGAUGGGCAUUUAAAAAAUGUGUGAUAUUUUUAAAACAAUGAAUCGAGAAAUUUGGAAAAUACUUAAUAUUUGAAAGGCGCACAAUACAUUAAUCAUAAACUUCAAUAUUUAGCAUUUAUAAGCAGCAAAAUAACUCUUAAUACAUGAGUACCAACAAGACUAAUGUAGUUGAGUACCGAUGGGUUUAACGACAAAUUGAAAUUAAGACUUGAGGGAGGACCCACAGCGUCAACACUGUGAUACUGGUUUGUCGAGUGUGGCUUACUAAUGUCGGCUGGCUAGCUCCAUCAGCCUUCUUUCCUUGUAGGUUAACGUCCACAUACCCAAGCUUAAUGUGACACAUCACUUUAGUCAAGCUGUUAUAUGCCAGUUUAUCCUGUUUUGAUAUAGAAACUGAAAAAUUAUUUUUGUAUUCAACAGUUAUUUCACAUUUAUCCUGGCAUUUAAUCGUCUACAUUCAAAAUUACUUUCCGUUUCUAUAUCAAAUCACUGAUAACCCAUACUGGUUUUACCACAAGUCAUCUGUCCCACUUUCCGCAUUGGCAGUUUACAACGGUGCAUGAGGUGGGCUGAUGCCCAUCAGAUCUCCAGCCCCACCUAGUGACAGGCAGUUGUGUAACAUCUUAUAUUCAACAGUUAACCAGCAAUGUAGAAGAAUCAAAUAUUAACCAUCAGGUUAAAUAACUAGCAAUUCCUUUAUCAACUGGUUGGGGGAGAAAUGUUCUAAAAUCAUGAAGCUGAUAGUUUCCACAAAUAUCUUGAUGUAAGCAGCUAUAAGUGUUUAUUUACUUAUUUGUAAAUAACUUAUACUCCCCAUACACAUACCUGUCAUCAGAUGCAGGUAUAUGCUCAGAUAAGAGAUGAUAAUAUAGAAAAAUAUAAUGAUAUGAAUUAUGUCUUCAUAGAAACUGUAUGGUACAUUCAUUGAUGCACUUAAAUGUCUUUUUAUACAUUAAAUUCUAAAACUUGUAUAUAGUACACAUGAAUUCUUAAGGCUUUCGAUGUAAAUGUCAGGAAGCACUUUAAUGUAAAAUGCAUCUUUCU
This is a messenger RNA of Platichthys flesus (European flounder), 3495 nucleotides long. RefSeq names its product G protein-coupled receptor kinase 5 (gene grk5). Lineage: Eukaryota; Metazoa; Chordata; Actinopteri; Pleuronectiformes; Pleuronectidae. Gene Ontology annotation, molecular function: G protein-coupled receptor kinase activity; ATP binding. Gene Ontology annotation, biological process: protein phosphorylation; signal transduction; regulation of signal transduction. The transcript has 16 exons. The coding region runs from base 169 to 1923 and encodes 584 amino acids. The record is from RefSeq and is a predicted model, not a curated record. Gene Ontology annotation, cellular component: cytoplasm.